Molecule: messenger RNA, 2116 nt
Organism: Brachypodium distachyon (stiff brome)
Lineage: Eukaryota; Viridiplantae; Streptophyta; Magnoliopsida; Poales; Poaceae
Product: TOM1-like protein 6
Exons: 9
Coding region: 114-1922 (602 amino acids)
Biological process (GO): protein transport to vacuole involved in ubiquitin-dependent protein catabolic process via the multivesicular body sorting pathway
Molecular function (GO): ubiquitin binding; phosphatidylinositol binding
Source: RefSeq, a predicted model, not a curated record
ACGGACAACCAACAAGAUUUCUCACAACAAAUCCCCUUAGCUAAUAACGGCACCAGCGGUAUAGCUGUUGCUGGUUUCCUCGGGGGGGCCGCGGGAACCCUAGCCCUCCGGCGAUGUACCCGGCGGGAGCUGUCGCGGCCGCAGCGGCGGCGCCGGCGCGGCAGGCAGCGGUGCGGGUGGAGAAGGCAACGAGUCACCUGCUACUGGGCCCCGACUGGGCCGUCAACCUCGAAAUCUGCGACGUCAUCAACGCCGAUGUCUGGCAAACAAAGGAUGCAGUAAAGGCAGUGAAGAAACGGUUGCGAAACAAGGAUCCGAAGGUUCAAUACUAUGCUUUGCUGUUGUUGGAGACAAUGAUGAAGAAUUGUGGUGAAUAUGUUCAGUUUGAAGUUGCUGAACAGCAUGUUCUGCAAGAAAUGGUUAAAAUAAUCCAAAAGAAGAAUGAUAUGCAAGUAAGGGAUAAGGUAUUAUUACUUUUGGACUCCUGGCAAGAAGCAUUUGGUGGACCUGGAGGUAAAUACCCGCAAUAUCACUGGGCAUAUCUUGAAGUAAAGAGGACAGGUGUAGUGUUCCCAAGACAUCCCGUAGAUGCCCCACCAAUACUUACUCCUCCCGCAACACACAGUUCUCAAAACUAUGGUUCACCCAGGUAUGGUGCAGCAAGUUUGAAUGACAGAAUGUCCUCUGAUGUCGAUACUCUGAGUCUAGGGGACUUGAAUAAUAUUCGAAAUGUGACGGAACUACUGAAUGAUAUGGUGCAUGCUUUGAACCCAUCAGAUCUAAAGGCUGUUAAAGAUGAAAUCAUCACUGAUCUUGUGAGCAAAUGUCGCUCAAAUCAACAAAAGCUCAUGCAGUUUGUCAGCUCGACAGGGAACGAGCAGCUACUAAAGCAAGGGCUUGAAAUAAAUGAUCGCCUGCAGAAUGUACUGUCAAAAUAUGAUGCCAUCGCUUCUGGUACUCAUUUGGCAGUUGAAGCUCCUGUGAGAGAGGCAGCUGAGUCUCCUCAGGAGGAUCCAUCAUCAAAACCAUCUGCACCUCCCAUUGAACAAAAUGUCAUUCUCAAUAACGAGGAGGAUGAGUUUGCUCGGCUGGCACAAAGAAAAAACAAAUCUGUCAUAAGUAGCGAUGAGACAUCAUCAAGUGCUGAGGACCUUGCCCUUGUACCUAUUGAUAUGGCAAGUUCAGAAUCGGCAUCUUCUGUCGCAAGCAAUGCAUUGGUUCCUCUUGACCCAGUUCCUGUCAGUAAUACUCAAACAAAAGAGCAGGAUAUGAUCGACCUUUUAAGCCUCACCUUGUGCAGCCCUACUGAUGAAACUUGUGCAGACUCGUCAGCAUGGAAUGGAAAUGAGUUUCAUCAACCCACAGUUACAGAUGGGCAGCAUAACUAUACUGGUGUGCCUCAAUAUCCGUCGAACAACCAGCCAUACUCAGUAAACGAGGGAUAUACUCCACAGAAUAGCAACUAUGUUGCACCUUGGGCACAAAGUAGAGCAUAUCCAUCUCAACCCCCAGUAUAUGCAACCGGCUAUCCAGUGCCGCCAUGGGCUACACCUUCAACUGUCAAUUCUAAUCCUUUCCAGCCGCCUGCUUACCAAGAACAAGUCCCUCUUGUCGCUUCUGCUGUGUCAGCAGCCACCCAUGCAGCUCCCCCAACUUCAUAUACCUCCCCUUCAGCCUCCCAACCAACACAACAGUACCGUUAUGUGGGUUUGCCAACAGGCGAUGGCCUAACCAUGCCUCAAACUCAGAUGAUUGGUAAUCAACAACCGAAGGAUUCUUCAGCAGCUGCAAGCAAACCUUACUACAUACUUGAUAAUUUAUUCAGUGAUUUGAUUGACUUGAAGAGUUCGGGUGGUGGAAAUAUCGGUAGUUCAAAUGGUGGCCGGUCUAUGAUUGAUGAAAAAAAAAUUAAGUUUCUCUAAAUGUUAGUGGUGACCAGGGUUCGGUUCUCUUGUGGUUGUUUACUUGAUUUAAUGUACAUUUGUUGUACAUCUCCAUUCCCUCUUUUACAUGUUUGAAUACAUUGGUUAAUUACACUGGGUACUGCCUUUUUCAGUUAAGUAGAGAAAUCAGAACGUUGUUAACGUACAUGAAUGAUUAAUUACAUUGCUCUCGA